Molecule: messenger RNA, 1964 nt
Organism: Coturnix japonica (Japanese quail)
Lineage: Eukaryota; Metazoa; Chordata; Aves; Galliformes; Phasianidae
Source: RefSeq, a predicted model, not a curated record
CCCACCGUUAUCCACGGCAGCUCUCGCGAGAUGUGCCUUUCUCCGCGUAGCCCUGUAGGUUCUCGCGAGAACUGGGCGCCGAUCGCCGACGGGGUGGACAAGAUGGCGGCCACAACGACCAUCUCUCUGGGCACGGAGUCCAUUAAGAUGGAGAAUGGUCAGAGCACAGCAGCCAAGCUGGGGCUCCCCCCCCUCACUCCGGAGCAGCAGGAGGCCCUACAGAAGGCGAAGAAGUACGCGAUGGAGCAGAGCAUCAAGAGCGUGCUGGUGAAGCAAACCAUCGCCCACCAGCAGCAGCAGCUCACCAACCUGCAGAUGGCAGCAGUGACAAUGGGCUUUGGAGAUCCUCUCUCACCUUUACAAUCGAUGGCAGCUCAGAGGCAGCGCGCCUUGGCCAUCAUGUGCCGCGUGUACGUGGGCUCCAUAUACUAUGAGCUGGGAGAAGACACCAUUCGUCAGGCCUUUGCCCCGUUUGGACCUAUAAAAAGCAUUGAUAUGUCCUGGGACUCUGUUACCAUGAAGCACAAGGUUGGCCACAGCAUCAGGAUGGGUCACUAUGGGUCUCUAUGUGUCUAUUUGUCCCUAUGGACGCUAUGGGGUCACUAUGGGUCUAUAUGGGGUCACUAUGGGUCUCUAUGUCUCUAUUUGUCCCUAUGGAUGCUAUGGGGUCACUAUGGGUCUCUAUGUGUCUAUUUGUCCCUAUGGACGCUAUGGGGUCACUAUGGGGCUUCACACCCCAUGUGCUGUCCCCUGCAGGUGGGGCGGCCCAGCAAUAUCGGUCAGGCCCAGCCCAUCAUCGACCAGCUGGCAGAGGAAGCUCGAGCCUUCAACCGCAUCUACGUGGCGUCCGUGCACCAGGACCUGUCGGACGACGACAUCAAGAGCGUGUUCGAGGCCUUCGGGAAGAUCAAAUCCUGCACCUUGGCCAGGGACCCCACCACGGGGAAACACAAAGGAUACGGCUUCAUUGAAUACGAGAAGGCUCAGUCUUCUCAAGACGCCGUCUCGUCCAUGAACCUGUUUGACCUGGGGGGUCAGUACCUGCGUGUGGGUAAAGCCGUGACCCCCCCGAUGCCGCUCCUGACACCAGCCACCCCUGGGGGGCUGCCCCCGGCUGCGGCCGUCGCUGCUGCCGCUGCCACCGCAAAGAUCACGGCACAGGAGGCGGUUGCAGGCGCUGCGGUCCUUGGCACUUUGGCCACCCCCGGGCUGGUUUCCCCUGCUCUGACCCUGGCGCAGCCGCUGGGGGCGCUGCCGCAGGCCGUGAUGGCAGCGCAGGCACCGGGAGUCAUCACAGGUGUCACUCCCGCCCGCCCCCCCAUCCCCGUCACCAUCCCCCAGGUGGGGGUCGUGAACCCCAUCCUGGCCAGUCCCCCGGCGCUGGGGCUGAUGGAGGUCAAGAAGGAGAAGGAGGAGGAGGAGGUGUUCCAGGAGUCGGAGCGGCCGGAGAUGCUGAGCGAGCAGGAGCACAUGAGCAUCUCGGGCAGCAGCGCCCGGCACAUGGUGAUGCAGAAACUGCUGCGGAAACAGGAGUCCACUGUGAUGGUGCUUCGCAACAUGGUUGACCCCAAGGACAUCGACGAUGACCUGGAGGGCGAAGUGACGGAAGAAUGCGGCAAAUUUGGGGCCGUGAACAGGGUGAUCAUCUACCAGGAGAAACAGGGCGAGGAGGAGGACGCCGAGAUCAUCGUCAAGAUCUUCGUGGAGUUCUCCAUGGCCUCAGAGACUCACAAAGCCAUCCAGGCCCUGAACGGCCGCUGGUUCGCGGGCAGGAAGGUGGUGGCGGAGGUUUACGACCAGGAGAGGUUUGAUAACAGCGACCUGUCGGCGUGAGCCCAGCAACAAGGACUCGACCCCGUCCCCUCCCGUCUGUUUUUUAGCCAUGUGUAAAGAUAAAGAUUGACCCCACGUGGAGCAGCUCUGUCAUGUACCCGUAGUUUGGAUAAAAGCACCAAGAGAGUUAA